Messenger RNA from Staurois parvus, 467 nucleotides. The record is from the annotation of a GenBank genome assembly. NCBI's taxonomy places the organism in Eukaryota, Metazoa, Chordata, Amphibia, Anura, Ranidae.
GGUCUGAUAAUUGCUGCUGCAUUGUCAGAAGCCUGAACUCUGAAGCUGAAUGCACAAAGAGGGACAUUUACCAAGCAAAUUAGAAACACAUUUAGGGUCCUUUCAUAUGGGCAUUCCAUUUUUUUUUCAUCAGAUCAGUCACAUUUUUCAAAGAAAAAAUGAAUCCGUUUUUUUCAUCCACUACCACGUAUUGUACUCUGCAGCCUGUUUUUUUUUUAGGUUGCCUGUGGGUUUUUCUUUGAAUCCCGGACAAUUCUUCUGUCAGUUAUGGCUGCAAUCUUUCUUGGUCUACCUGACCUUGGCUUGGUAUCAAGAGAUCCCGAACUUUCCACUUCUUAAUAGGUGAUUUAACAGUACUGAUUGGCAUAUUCAAGGAUUUGGACAUCUUUUUAUGUCCUUUUCCAUCUUUAUAAAGUUCCAUUACCUUGUUACGCACGACUUUUGAACCGUUCUUUUCUGAUCCCCAU